AUGCGCCUCAUAAUCGGCAAACUACACCAGGCGGGUAGCUUUAACGGUGACAAACUCAUCAAAUACUACCGUUGCUUGUUCCAGGCGAUUCUUUACCGUGGCCAUGAUGCUGCCUUCCAGGUAAUAGACGAGGUCAAGGAGAUGAUCCGAACCGGCUUGAAUUCCGAGGGUGCAACAAGUUGGCCAGAGGAUGAGCUUCAGUUUCUUGCGGCGAUAUCGUUCAACGAAGGCAUCGACUGGUUCGCUGUUGGCCGCGAAGACCUUGCCCGGCAGUGGGUUCUUUCAGCAGCCAGUUUGGCGGACCAGUGCCACGACGGGGGGGCACUCAAGACGUUGAUCAGCGCCAGGUUCGGACUUCUCAAUAUCGGUGACUUGGAGGUCAAGGAGUCUAUCGAGCGAGACAUUCACGAGACUGCUGAUACAAACGGCACAGCGCCUGACGACGACUCGACUUUUUGA
Molecule: messenger RNA, 459 nt
Organism: Sporothrix brasiliensis 5110
Lineage: Eukaryota; Fungi; Ascomycota; Sordariomycetes; Ophiostomatales; Ophiostomataceae
Exons: 2
Coding region: 1-459 (152 amino acids)
Biological process (GO): regulation of synaptonemal complex assembly
Source: RefSeq, a predicted model, not a curated record